Penicillium cataractarum is the source of this 1041-nucleotide messenger RNA. RefSeq lists its product as uncharacterized. Lineage: Eukaryota; Fungi; Ascomycota; Eurotiomycetes; Eurotiales; Aspergillaceae. The coding region runs from base 1 to 1041 and encodes 346 amino acids. The transcript is spliced from 5 exons. The record is from RefSeq and is a predicted model, not a curated record.
AUGACUUCAUCCCACCAGAGCUGCGAGAUAGCAUCAUCCGUCUUGACGAGCCGGAUCAUCACGAGCGUGGAGGAUAAUACGUGUGAUGCCAACAUCGGCGAGCCUUUUAUCACUGGCUCGGUCUCCACGGAUAUUAAUGGAGAGCGUCAAGACCCUAACCUUCGUGUGCUGGAUGCGUUGUUCAGCGUUAUCACGAACGGACGGCAGACAUUGAGUGAGGCCACAUCGGCGGAAAAAAGGGCGGGAAAGAUGCCUGUUAUCUCUUACACAAUCCAGGGACAAGCCACACUAGUGGAUCACUGGUCAAAUCCCCAUUAUUUUACCGCUGCUUUCCCAACCUUAUUCCCUACCGGCAACGGCGGCCAUCUAGACGAGCGAGCUAUUCCGGUCUCUCUUGGGGCGUUUACCGAGUGGGCUUUGAGCCACUAUAGUAGAAGGUGCCUGCCCCCUACCGAUAAUGUCGUAACGGGCCAGAAAAUUAAAGAUCCGAUCAUCCGACGACUACUACGAAAUAUCGUGGCGAUCGGCAUGCAGGUCCCAGGAUCCUUUGCUCAGAAACUCAGAUUGCGCUCUGAAAUUCGAGGUCAGAUUAUCCGGUACGGCAUGCCUGCUUUUUGGAUCACUAUUAACCCCUCCGACCUACGGAACCCCCUCGUCCUAAUCCUAGCCGGUAUAGAGUAUUCUAGGGACAACCUUGCUACGGUUAAUGCCGCUAUCCGUGAGGCUACUACUACCUCUAACCCUACAGCUAUUGCGGAGUUCUUCCAUCACAUUGGUAUCCUUAGUGAGCUCUCGAAUCAUUUUGCUGUUAUCGAGAUAAACGGCCGAGUUCGCUAUCUAGAGUCGAUCAUUAUACAAGGCAUUAAUGAGACUAUUCUGCAUGACCCUAAAGUGAACAUUCCAAGUACGCCACUAUCGGCCCAAGAUUUCGAAUCCGAUAACGACUUUCAUCUUCGACUAUCAUAUAACAGCAAUUAUAUCGCUCGCAAAACGCAGGUCCAUUCGAAACACCACCUCGCCACAUACUUUAAAUACCGCUAG